Molecule: messenger RNA, 3113 nt
Organism: Nomascus leucogenys (northern white-cheeked gibbon)
Lineage: Eukaryota; Metazoa; Chordata; Mammalia; Primates; Hylobatidae
Gene: TRAPPC13
Product: trafficking protein particle complex subunit 13
Cellular component (GO): TRAPPIII protein complex
Source: RefSeq, a predicted model, not a curated record
CUCUUUUUUUUUUUUUUUUUUUUAAAAAAAACUCCGGCAACGUUGGCCUUUGGGAGGCCGCGUAUUGUUACCGAGGGGUGGUUUCUUUUCCUGCAGUCCCGAUGUGUGAUUGCAGAUGGAAAACAAAGUAUUUUAUGCCUACGUUUCUAAAAUAGAAGAAAUGGACUUGGUGAAAAGAGGCCAGUCUGUAAAGGACAUAGUAAGAGAAUUUAAGGUACCACCACCUGAGAGAAGUUGAGAGUGCGUUUGACUUUUGGUUUUGCCAAACGCGACGUUUUCCGUUUCCUUCCGGGCCAAGUUGAACCUGCCCAGCCCCCGUAGGCAGUGGGUCAGAAGUGCCGGUCAAAAUGGAAGUGAAUCCCCCUAAACAGGAGCACCUGCUGGCGCUAAAAGUGAUGCGGCUGACUAAGCCUACUUUAUUCACCAAUAUCCCGGUAACAUGUGAAGAGAAAGACUUACCUGGAGAUCUCUUUAACCAGCUGAUGAGAGAUGAUCCUUCAACUGUUAAUGGUGCAGAAGUUUUAAUGUUGGGAGAAAUGCUGACUUUGCCACAAAAUUUUGGGAAUAUAUUUUUGGGAGAGACCUUUUCCAGUUAUAUCAGCGUUCAUAAUGAUAGCAAUCAAGUUGUAAAAGACAUAUUGGUAAAAGCUGAUCUUCAGACAAGUUCUCAGCGUUUAAAUCUUUCAGCCUCCAAUGCUGCAGUGGCUGAACUUAAACCAGAUUGUUGUAUUGAUGAUGUCAUACAUCAUGAAGUCAAAGAAAUUGGAACACACAUCUUGGUAUGUGCUGUGAGUUAUACAACUCAGGCUGGAGAAAAAAUGUAUUUUAGAAAAUUCUUCAAAUUUCAGGUUCUCAAACCAUUGGAUGUGAAAACCAAAUUUUACAAUGCAGAGAGUGACCUCAGUUCUGUGACUGAUGAAGUAUUUCUGGAAGCCCAGAUUCAGAAUAUGACAACCUCACCUAUGUUUAUGGAGAAAGUUUCAUUGGAGCCAUCUAUUAUGUACAGUGUAACAGAAUUAAAUUCAGUCAGCCAAGCUGGAGAAUGUGUGUCUACGUUUGGGUCAAGAGCAUAUUUGCAACCAAUGGAUACACGCCAGUACUUAUACUGCCUAAAGCCAAAGAAGGAAUUUGCAGAAAAAGCAGGCAUCAUUAAGGGAGUAACAGUAAUUGGAAAAUUGGAUAUAGUAUGGAAAACAAAUCUAGGUGAAAGGGGAAGGUUACAGACCAGCCAACUUCAAAGAAUGGCUCCAGGUUAUGGAGAUGUUAGGUUGUCUUUGGAGGCAAUACCAGAUACCGUAAACCUUGAAGAACCUUUUCAUAUUACCUGUAAAAUAACAAACUGCAGCAGUGAAAGGACUAUGGAUCUGGUUUUGGAAAUGUGCAAUACCAAUUCCAUCCACUGGUGUGGAAUUUCAGGAAGACAGCUGGGAAAGCUGCAUCCAAGUUCUUCGCUCUGUCUUGCCCUUACUCUGCUUUCUUCAGUACAGGGACUGCAAAGCAUCUCUGGCUUAAGACUAACAGACACAUUCUUAAAGAGAACAUAUGAAUAUGAUGACAUCGCACAAGUCUGUGUGGUAUCUUCUGCCAUUAAAGUGGAAAGCUGAAGGAAACUUCCAAUGUUAGGCUUUUCAUUUAGUUUCACAGAACUGCUCUUUUUGUCACCUUUGUAAAAUGAUGACGUCAACAAUGAAGUAAAUAUGUUUCUUAAAUUUCUUUCCUGUAAAAUGGUUAAAAUAUUAAAUAUUUGUUUUGAAGAGAUCUGAUUUUAUCUUGUAAGUUAUGUUCAAAAUGAACAUGUGUAUAUUUUCUACACCUAUUAUUUAAUUUCAUUUCAUUUUAGAUGACCAUUGGACUUUAUUCUCCAAAAGCUGUGUAUCUAAGACCAUUUGUCCCUAGCAAGUAUCUAGAACACGAGUCAGCACACUUUUUAUGUAAGGUACAAGAUACUAAAUAUUUUAGGCUUUGCAGGCCGUAAGGUUUCUGUCACAAAUACUAAACUCUGCCAUUGUACUGCAAGAGCAGCCAGUAGGCAAAAAAGGUACAGUGGUGUACACAAAAAGAAGCAGUUGGACUCGGGAAGCUGAGGCAGGAGAAUCACUUGAAGCCGGGAGGCGGAGGUUGCAGUAAGCUGAGAUCAUGCUACUGCACUCUAGCCUGAGCGACAGAGUGAGACUCUGUCUCAAAAAAAAAGAGGCAGCUGGGCAGAUUUGGCCUGCAGGGUAUAGUUAGCUGACCUCAAUCUAGAAGAUAGAGUUGUUUCUUAGAACUUUGUAAUAUUUUGUUUAGAAAUAUUUCAGUUAACUCCAGUUUUUUUCCUAGCUAUUCAGGCAGCAGAAGAAGUUUGCUUAAAACAAAGGGGGUAGUCCUCUUAUAACCUGAUAUUUGUUAACACAGUAUAAGCUUUCUAGUUGUUUUCAAAAUUACUGUAAUGGUUUGUGUCUGUAUUUGUAUGUUAUACCUACAAACAUACAUAUCUUUCAGCUACUGAACACAUCAGAAUUGGUUUUACUUUUUAGGUUGUUUUUUUUUUUAUUAACUAUUAACUAGAAUAAUACUUAUUUUCUAAUUAUAAGCCAAAAACUCCUGGUUUUUUUUCUCAUUGAUUAAGCCACUUAUUUUUAUAAGGUAUAUUUAAAUAAUUCCCAUCUUCUGAUAUGAUUUUAAACUCUAAAUCAUGUGUUACUGUUACAAAACUUUCUCUCUCCAUGUAAUCACACUUAGUUAUGAGCAAAGCAGUGAGAAAGCUGAGGUGAUAAACAACUUUGCAGCAUUCAUGUAACAAAAAGUUUCCGUAUUUGUCAGGAAAACAAAAGCUUAGGCUGUUAAAUAAAAGCUAUUCUAUUUUGGUAAGUUGAAAUUCAAGAAUGUAUAUAUAAUUUCUUAAAUGUAAGAGUGCAUUAAAUCAAAUACAAAAAUUGGUUUUUCAAUGCAUCAUUAUUUAUUGCCAUAACAAAUUGUUUGGUCCAAAAUGAAAGCUAUAUUCAGAAGGUUUGCACCUCAAAAUUGAGCAAUAAUUAAUGAAAUGUCUGUACAAAAUAAAGUGCAAGCAGUGUAAAAUUGAAGUCUGUCUUUGUUUCAAAAUGAUUAAGAUUGAUUAAAUGAUAUUAUAUUUU